Zea mays is the source of this 982-nucleotide messenger RNA. RefSeq names its product peroxiredoxin bcp. The record is from RefSeq and is marked validated. Gene Ontology annotation, molecular function: thioredoxin peroxidase activity. Gene Ontology annotation, biological process: cell redox homeostasis; cellular response to oxidative stress. Lineage: Eukaryota; Viridiplantae; Streptophyta; Magnoliopsida; Poales; Poaceae. Gene Ontology annotation, cellular component: chloroplast thylakoid membrane; cytoplasm.
UUUGUUUCCAUUCCAUCGGUGGCACGAGACAGGAGACGCCAAGGCCAUAGCUAGAGCCUAGAGCAGCAGCAGAGGCUUGACCUGAAGCUCCACCCGCCAUGGCAUUCACGCCCGCUACGGCCUGCUGCAAGGCUUCCCUGGCGCUGGCACCGCGGGCGUCGCCCCGCGGCCCGGCGGCCUGCGCGCAGGCGGCGCUCCUCUGCACGCCCUCCACCUCCGUGUUCCGCGGCCUCCGGGCGCCCGCAUCCGCCGCGCCGGCCCCGCGCCGGCGCCGCUCGGCGGCGUCCACGGGCAUAGUCUGCGGCAAGGUCGCCAAGGGCAGCGUGCCGCCGAACUUCACCCUCAAGGACCAGAACGGCAAGCCCGUGUCGCUGAACAAGUUCAAGGGCAAGCCCGUCGUGGUUUACUUCUACCCCGCCGACGAGACGCCCGGAUGCACAAAGCAGGCGUGCGCGUUCAGGGACUCGUACGAGAAGUUCAAGAAGGCCGGGGCGGAGGUGAUCGGCAUCAGCGGCGACGACGCGGCGUCGCACAAGGCGUUCGCGCAGAAGUACCGGCUGCCGUUCACGCUGCUGAGCGACGAGGGGAACCGCGUGCGCAAGGAGUGGGGCGUCCCCUCGGACCUGUUCGGGACGCUGCCGGGGCGCCAGACGUACGUGCUGGACAAGCAGGGCGUCGUGCAGUACGUCUACAACAACCAGUUCCAGCCCGAGAAGCACAUCGGCGAGACGCUCAAGAUCCUGCAGACCCUCUGAUCCGAUCAACCUCCUCACUGUUCUGGGCCAUGCUCUGCAUUCGUCGCUGUAAAAGUACCGGACUAUGUAGUAGUGUAGUGUAUGUAACCAAGAGCUGAUGACCUGAUGUUUUGUUCCAUCCUUCAGUGAGUCUAUCUAUCACACGAUUCUGGCUCGUUUGAUCGACCAGCAUCUUCCUGUUUGUCAUGGUCAGUUUCACUUGUAUUACAACUGUACUUUUGGUCGAC